CAGGAAGCGGAAGUGAAGAAUGCGUAUAUACGUACCCCAGCUGCCACUUAGCAACGCGAGGAGGUCAGGUGACACAACCAGCUGACUCCCUUAGAGGAAGACCCUGUGGUUGGGGCAGUUGUAGCCUCGGUUUCCCGGCCGGAGAUCCGAGCCAAACUGUCAUCGUCAGAAUGUCGGGCAAAGACCGAAUUGAAAUCUUUCCCUCGCGCAUGGCACAGACCAUCAUGAAGGCUCGAUUAAAAGGAGCACAGACAGGUCGAAACCUCCUGAAGAAAAAAUCUGAUGCCUUAACUCUUCGAUUUCGACAGAUCCUAAAGAAGAUAAUAGAGGCCACGCUUACACCGAAGUUUACAGUCACUCUAACUGCUGCAUCUGUGGAAAGGACCUCUUUACUGGGUUGUUGGGGAACCACAGUUCUAAGUAUUCUCUCUGGUCUUAGAAGUAUAAUCAUAUUGCUGCUGUGGUACAGGGAUGCAGGUCACCUCCCAGUACCUGGCUGUAUGGUCCUUGCGGAAGAAUGGCGUGAGAAGAUGAUCCGGGCCGGAAGGAUGUCGAGGACUAAAAUGUUGAUGGGUGAAGUGAUGAGAGAAGCUGCCUUUUCACUUGCUGAGGCCAAGUUCACAGCAGGGGAUUUCAGCACCACAGUUAUCCAAAAUGUAAAUAAAGCCCAAGUGAAGAUCCGAGCUAAGAAAGAUAAUGUAGCAGGUGUUACUUUGCCAGUGUUUGAACAUUACCAUGAAGGAACUGACAGUUAUGAACUGACUGGGUUAGCCCGAGGUGGCGAGCAGUUGGCGAAAUUAAAGAGGAACUACGCCAAAGCAGUGGAGUUACUGGUGGAACUAGCUUCGCUUCAGACCUCCUUUGUCACUUUGGAUGAAGCCAUUAAGAUAACCAACAGGCGUGUCAAUGCCAUUGAACACGUCAUCAUUCCCCGGAUUGAACGUACCCUUGCUUAUAUCAUCACAGAGCUGGAUGAGAGAGAGCGAGAAGAGUUCUAUAGAUUAAAGAAAAUACAGGAGAAGAAAAAGAUCCUUAAGGAAAAAUCUGAGAAGGACUUGGAGCAACGGAGGGCAGCUGGUGAGGUGAUGGAGCCUGCUAAUCUUUUGGCUGAAGAGAAGGAUGAGGAUCUUCUGUUUGAAUAAUCUUUCCCGCUCUGGUUCUUUCAUAAGCUCUAACAUGGCACCAUUUUAAUUCACGGUGUGUAGGUUUGGUAUGUGUGGCUAUUUAUUUUUUGGCCUAAGAAUUUCACUGGUGGUAAAAUUUCCCUGGAUGUUGGUUAUGGGACUACCUUUGCACAAUCCUAAUUCAACAACCAUUUAUCACAUGAGAUUUGUAGCCCCUACCCAGGAACCUGUAGAAUUUAUUCAGCAGAAGCAGUACCCUGCUCCUUGUACAUUUGUUCAAGUGAUCUGCUUACCAAGCAUAUUAGGAAAUCCCCCUUAGGAAGCAGCCGUGGCCUCACGCCAGCUAUGGCUGUGGCCGCCUGUGUUCCCACCUACACCGACACCGUGGCACUGCUGUCUGAGAUCGCUGCGGCCAUCCUUGGGACCCUGGUACUUCUCUCCAGCUUUAUGAAACCUUCAGUUUGCCUUGCAUGACAGGUCUCUGUCCUGUCUGUCAUGAGAGUUCUGCCAAUUUUAAUGUGAUUAUGGUAUAAACAGUAAAAUGAUUUAAAAGUGAAUUGUUCCUUUUUUUUUUUUUUAAUUUACUAUCAGUCACGUUCUUAUCCUCAGAUUGGCACAUGGGUUAGAGCUUCCUCUGCAGACAUGGAGGACAUGGAGAGUCUCCUCCUUCCCCCUGCCCCUUCAUAGUACGUGUUUUCCUGAUAAGCUUACUGGGAUGAUUGUUGAAUUUUGGGGUAUUCAUAAACAUGCCAGUGAGUUAAGAGGGGUUAUUAAUACUUUCUUUCCUAAUCUAAGAAAAAAAAAUUCUCAUCUGAGAGUAAGUAAUAAGGUAACUUUUUAUAAGCAGUAACACUUGCUGUCUUCCAUUAAAUAGGAAGAUGAGGCAUUUGAGUGGCCAUAUCAGGAGCUGACUGAGGUUUUUUCGUGCUGUUUGAUUUGGUGAGCCAUCCAUGUUUACUCAGGCUUUCUUGUACCCAGUCCUGGGCAUUUCUGAGGUGACUGGCUAUGGAACAGUUUUGGGUAAAAUUGUUAACACUUGGCUUAUGAGUACUGUAUUUAAGUCAAUUGAUAUCGUAAGCAUAGGCUUUUUAAAGUACCAAGUAAUUUUGCGAACAUUUAAUACCUGCUGCAGAAUAAUCUUAGUUAUGUGCCAGGCCCUGCUUCAAGUGUUUUAUUUAUAUUAUCACAACAACCAUAAGAUAUACUUGUUAUUUUAAUCCCACAUUUCACAGAAGAAAACUUUAAGGCCCAAGGAGCUGGAGUAAUUGGUCCUAGGUCAAAAAGCUAGAAAGUGGUGAAUCUGGGAUUUAAAUCCAGGCAGUCUACCUUCAGUGUUUUUAUACCCUUCUAACCUUUCUUGCCUCCCCUAUAUUUAAAACUUUGGGUAAAGGUAAGAUCUAAGGCCUGUCCUGGAGGAGCUGAGUUUUGGCAAACCCUGUUUUGAAUCGGAGGUUUUAUUCUGUAAGUAACUUCAGUAGUGAUUGGAAAACCAACAGGUGAGUUCCUAAGCAGUUCAAUGUUACCUAUUCUCAAGGCUUAAUAUUUAAUCCUCCCAACACCGGAGUGAGGUGUAAGUACUGUUCUCUCCAUUUUACAGAUGAGGAAACUGAGGCUUUGACAGGUCAGACAGCAGAGCUAGGAUGCAGGCCUUGGUUCUUAAGCAGUAUGUUCUGCCUCUCUAGGAGGCAAAAAAUAGCUCGAAGGGUAUGAGAGCCCAGAUUACUUAAUGGUUUUUCACUUAGGUAAAUUCAGUGUUCACCUUCACCCGCCGAGGCCAGAGAAGCAUCUAGAUUUCUCCUGUGGCUUCUUAAAGCUCUUUUUUAUUGGCCUCGGCUAAACUCCCUACAAAACUGCGAUGAAUUUAUGGUUUUAGCAUAUCGUUAACUUAGAAAUCAGAAGAAAAUUGUAAACCAAAUUUGUUGCGUGGGGUGAUGUGAUCCAUAGGGGAAGGGAAUGAUCAUGAAUAGAAAGCCAGAUGUGUGUGUACGUGUGACCCUUUUUGUUGGUAUGAUUGCCUCCUUUGGGAGAUCUAGAGUGGUACAGUAGAAAAGUGAAUGUUAUGUAUUUGUCAACUCACAUCCCUAGCCUUUGUCCCCGCAAAUCCUUGGCUGCAUAUAAGUGGAAUUUGCCCAAGUAUUACAUACGUUUUUUCCUAGAAGAUGUUUAAGUUCCCAGUGUUACGCUAUCUUUAAUAAAACGUUUUUAAAACAAGGAAACAGAACCUAUGUCUGUGCCAAUAGGGGGCACUCCCCCACCAUGAAGAAUAAAUUAAAAGGUAUUUUAUGUUUCA
Mirounga angustirostris (Northern elephant seal) is the source of this 3414-nucleotide messenger RNA. RefSeq names its product ATPase H+ transporting V1 subunit D (gene ATP6V1D). Gene Ontology annotation, molecular function: proton-transporting ATPase activity, rotational mechanism. Lineage: Eukaryota; Metazoa; Chordata; Mammalia; Carnivora; Phocidae. The record is from RefSeq and is a predicted model, not a curated record. Gene Ontology annotation, cellular component: proton-transporting V-type ATPase complex. The coding region runs from base 171 to 1142 and encodes 323 amino acids. The transcript has 10 exons.